This is a messenger RNA of Entrophospora candida, 122 nucleotides long. Lineage: Eukaryota; Fungi; Glomeromycota; Glomeromycetes; Entrophosporales; Entrophosporaceae. The record is from the annotation of a GenBank genome assembly.
GAGCAGGAGCCGUAGCCUUAUCAGGCCCGGCACCGUCCGCCAGGCCCAUCCAAAAUGAAUAUGAAAAAACAAACUUCUUUAAUCCCGAAAGCGGACAAAGAGCACCCCUCAACCUCAAUUAG